Messenger RNA from Chrysochloris asiatica (Cape golden mole), 879 nucleotides. It is a transcript of the gene CLDN23, whose product is annotated as claudin 23. Gene Ontology annotation, cellular component: bicellular tight junction; plasma membrane. The record is from RefSeq and is a predicted model, not a curated record. The transcript has a single exon. Gene Ontology annotation, molecular function: structural molecule activity. Gene Ontology annotation, biological process: cell adhesion; bicellular tight junction assembly. Lineage: Eukaryota; Metazoa; Chordata; Mammalia; Afrosoricida; Chrysochloridae. Bases 1 to 879 code for a protein of 292 amino acids.
AUGCGGACGCCAGUGGUAAUGACCCUGGGCAUGGUGCUCGCGCCCUGCGGGCUGCUGCUCAACCUGACCAGCACGCUGGCGCCUGGCUGGCGGGUAGUGAAAGGUUUCCUGAACCAGCCAGUGGACGUGGUGCUGUACCAGGGCUUGUGGGACAUGUGCCGCGAGCAGAGCAGUCGCGAGAGAGUGUGCGGCCAGCUGGACGAGUGGGGUUACUUCUCAGCCGAGCCCGUGCUCGUGGCGCGGGGACUUAUGAUUACGUCGCUGGCCACCACAGCCCUGGGGCUGCUCUUGGCGACGCUCGGAGUGCGCUGCUGGCAGGAUGAGCCCCACUUCCUGCUGGCCGGCCUCUCGGGCCUCGUGCUCUUCGCCUCGGGGCUCUUAAGCCUCAUCCCUGUCUCCUGGUACAACCACUUCUUGGGGGACCGCGACGUGCUGCCCGCCCCGUCCAGCCCGGUCACGGUGCAGGUCAGCUACAGCCUGGUGUUGGGCUACCUAGGCAGUUGCCUGCUGUUGCUGGGCGGCUGCUCUCUGACGCUCAGCUUGGCACCUUGGUGCGAGGAGCGUUGCCACCGCUGCCGAAAGGCGCCCGCCGCCAGCCUGCGCCGCAGCAGCAUCAGCACGGUGUACGUCGACUGGCCGCAGCCGGCGCUCACGCCUGCCAUCAAGUACUACAGCGACGGCCAGCACCGACCGCGGCCUGCCGAGCAGGGCGCCGCCAGCAAGCCUAAGGUCGGCUUCCCCAUGCCGCGGCCGCCGCCCAAGUCCUACAGCAACCCAGUGGACGUGCUCGACGGGGAGACGGCAGCCGAGUCCCAUGGCACUUCCUCUCGCAGCACCCGGCUCUACCAUAGUUCGCUUCCCUGCGACUCUGACCUGUAA